AGCAGACUGCAGCGUCACUGUGAUGUGGCCGUGGCAUCCGCUGAGAUGUUCAAGAACUUGCUGAACAAAGUUGGAUUGGGAGAGCUUCCAAGCAGUUUUGGUUACACCGUUGGCGACAAGGUGGAACUUCCAUUUUCCUGGAACUGGGAGCUUCACAAAGGUCAAAAGAAAAGCGAUGGCAGCGCCGUGUCUGUUUUCAUGUGUCCAAAGAAGGACAUGGAUCCAGCCAAGAUUGCGGCUGCAAAGAAUGCAGAUCAAGUCUCAAAAACUUUGAGGCAUCCCAAUGUUCUGCAAUCCUUCACCACCUUGGAGACCGAAGGCGGUUUCUACAUUGUUACCGAGGAGGUCGUUCCAUUGCCCUGUGCGAAACCUGCUGAGGGCGAUGAGCGCACGCCGGCGGUGUGGGGGUUGUAUCAGGUGCUGGAUGGACUGAGUUUCUUGCAUUCCAGCGGCUUCACCCAUGGCCUAUUUGGGCCGUUGGCAGUCUUUGUCAACUCACAAGGAGACUACAGGCUCGGAAGUUUUGAGCUGUGCCAGAAGGGAAUGGAUACAGGCACCGCAAUUGCCUCGCGGCGCCGGGUUGGGCCAACAUUUUCAGGGUGGCCAGAGCCUCCAGCAGCGUUGCAGGAGGGUGGCAUCCCUUCCAUAGGCAUUGACAUGUGGGGUGCUGCAGUGCUAAUAGCAUAUGUCUUCGCCUCGGCCAGUGCUGGAUCCUACGGUAUGGAGAUGGAGUUUGACUUGGCCAGGGCGCAGAAGGACAUUCCUAGUGAGUUGCGAAAGUCCUUUCAAGAGCUUCAGAAUCCAAAGCCGCUCAGAGGGCGAAGUCCCAUUGCAGAGACGAUUGCCUUGCCCUUCUUCCAAAAGAAUGCGGCGGUUGAGGUUUUUUCAUUCCUGGCCAACUUGCAGCUGAAGUCCCCUGAAGAGAAAGAGACCUGGUUCGAAGGACUGCCACAGCUGCUGGAGGGUCUGUCGGCGGUCGUGAAGAAGCGCCAGGUCCUACCUGAGCUGCUCACAGCUCAGCGUUUUCCUGGACAGGAGGCAGCGCAUUUGCUGCCAUCCAUCCUGAAGAUUGGGGUCACACUGAAGGAAGAGGAGUUUCGAGAAAAGGUGGCACCAUUGGUGGUGAAGCUCUUUGCAUCUCCGGAUCGAGCCGUGCGCUUCCGCCUGCUGACGUCCUUAGGAGACAUGAUCGAAUUCCUAGAUGAUGCCAUGCUCAAUGACAAGAUCUUCCCGGAAUGUGUGAAUGGCUUCACGGACUCCAAUGCACCGAUCCGGGAGGCCACUGUGAAGUCCAUGAUCUUCUUCGUGUCCCGCUUGAAACCAAAGAUUGUUGAGAGUCGAGUGCUGAAGCUUCUCAUCAAAAUGAUGCAGGAUCCAGAGGCCUCGAUCCGAACCAAUGCCUUGAUUUGCGUGGGCCGUGUGUCUACACAAUUGCCAAAAGCCUCGAUCACUCCAACCUUGAUGACUGUCAUCGGCAUGGGCUUGAAGGAUCCCUUCAGCCCAUGUAGAUGUGCUGCCUUGCAGACGCUUUCUGCAACUUCCAACAGUUUCAGUGCUGAGGACCUCGCAGGCAAGCUUCUACCCGGAGUUUGUCAUCGCUUGAUUGAUCCAGAUCCAGCUGUGGGAGAUAUGGCAUUCACCACUCUCGGCAAGCUGCAGGAGAUCGUAAGGCUGGCACAGCUGGCCAUCAGGCAGAAGGUCAUUGAGCGACGUCAGGCUUCAACUGAGGUCUCCACAGAGAUGCCCAAGGUACAGGAGGAGACCUCCAGCUGGGCACAAGGAGGCAGCUUCUACAAUCCUCUUUCUGCAGGAAUGGACUUUGGCUUCAAGGUCCGGCAAAAGUUUAUGGGUGUGGCAGGUUCCAUGAACCAAGGAUCCGCACCAAGCCCGCCUGAAACUCGGGACGUUGGUCACCGUUGGUCCUGUGAAGCGGCCGCAUCAGUGGUUCUCCUCUCCCUGGUGGCUCUGCCUCAGGUCGCCUGGAGCUUUAGUCUCCGAGGUCCUCCAAAGACUGGAAUGCGUUUGGAAUCUUCCAGCGCUCCUUGGCCCCAUUUAGAUCAUUGA
Cladocopium goreaui is the source of this 2064-nucleotide messenger RNA. Lineage: Eukaryota; Dinophyceae; Suessiales; Symbiodiniaceae. The record is from the annotation of a GenBank genome assembly.